This is a messenger RNA of Solanum dulcamara, 1571 nucleotides long. RefSeq lists its product as uncharacterized. Gene Ontology annotation, cellular component: nucleus; site of double-strand break. The transcript is spliced from 6 exons. The record is from RefSeq and is a predicted model, not a curated record. Lineage: Eukaryota; Viridiplantae; Streptophyta; Magnoliopsida; Solanales; Solanaceae. Gene Ontology annotation, molecular function: ubiquitin-protein transferase activity; metal ion binding; nucleosome binding. Gene Ontology annotation, biological process: double-strand break repair. Bases 352 to 1449 code for a protein of 365 amino acids.
CAUAUUGGUUCGCGAUUAUCCAAAUAUUGCAUUUCUAAAGUUGAACAUGAAAAUGGAGUAAGCUUACUACACGAGUUAGUUAGGGAGGUCGUAAUUUGCAUAUAUUGAGGACUAAACUCAUUAAUUUUUAUAGAAGAUUAUAAUCUAAGGUCAAAUGGAUCAAAUACUGCAAUAGACGGACUAAAACUAGAGUAAACCUAAACCACAAGGACAAAACGUGAAAAAAAAUUUAGAAAAAAACUAGCCGUUGCAUUGGAAAUACUUGACCGUUAAUGACAAAAACCUGCACCAAUUUUCUCUCAAGCAAUCAAAGUUCGUUUUCUCUAAGAAACAGGGGAAUCUCAAUACAGAAUGGUGAAUGACGAGUUGAAGAAGAGUCCCGAUAACCCAAAAGCCGCGAAUGGUGAAAAACGGGAGGAGUUGUUCAGCCCAAGAUUCAGAUCAGUGGCUGCAAUGGCGGGUUGGGACGAAGAGGCUCUGCUGAUAGCUAGUCUUGUUGUCGAAGAAACUCCUGAUCGCCAGCAUAAACAAAAGAGACUUCUUGGUUUGCAGCAUUUUGUGACUCCGCCUACGAAUUCCAGAAGGAAACGAAGGGCUCAGAAGAAGAACCCUGCUUCCAUACGUGUUGCUGUUAUUGAUCUUGAUGGCAAUGAUGACACUGCAAAAAAAGAAACUGAGAAAAAGAAGCUAGAGCAAAAAUUCACUGGAAAAGGAGAUGAGGAAGGAGUCGAAGCAUCAGAAGAACAGGACUCUUGUGUUUCCUCUUCUGGUUCAGCCAUUCUGUGCAUGGAUAGACUUCGUGAAGAACUUUCUUGUGCCAUCUGUUUGGAGAUUUGUUUUGAACCCAGUACCACUCCUUGUGGACACAGUUUCUGUAGAAAGUGUUUGCGAUCUGCUGCAGACAAAUGUGGGACGCGAUGCCCCAAGUGCAGACAUAUUAUCAGCAAUGGAAGAUCUUGCACUGUAAACACAGUCCUUUGGAAUACAAUUCAACUUGUAUUUCCCAAAGAAGUGGAAGCAAGAAAAGCAGCAGGAGCUUUAAAUAGUAGAGAAGCUCAGCAUCAAAGUCCAGCAAGAACUGUGGCCAAUCAUUUUAAUAUUUCAAGAAGCAGAAUAGAUAGGGUCCUAGCAUUACAUAGUCCAGAUUCUGGAUCUCGAAAUCCACAACAAAGGAGCUCUCACUCUAUGAGAAGACGAAAUGUGAGGCCUUCUGGAACAUCAAGCAGAAACGGAGACAUUAGCUUAAGGACAAGGAGAGCAUUACCACCGAGCCAGAAUGAGGAUGCUGCAUUAGCAAUGCAACUGCAGAGAGAGGAGUUUAAGGAGACGUUUAGGACAAGGCGCUCUGAUGAGCAGUACAGGAACGCUCUUGCUCUAGCCAGAGUGAAUUUGAGGGCCAUGGCAUCAACAGCUAUUAACAACAUUCGUGUUAGAGGGCGAGGAACAUAAAUUUAGAUUUCCUAAUGUGGAGCCAGUAAUGUAUGAACUUUUUUACUUUUUAAAUUAGAUUCGUCCACUAACGAACAAACUUUGUAUGCACGGAGAAUUUAAAGAAUUUGUUGAUGACACAA